Messenger RNA from Zerene cesonia (dogface butterfly), 1027 nucleotides. RefSeq names its product circadian clock-controlled protein daywake-like. The record is from RefSeq and is a predicted model, not a curated record. The transcript has 6 exons. The coding region runs from base 139 to 891 and encodes 250 amino acids. Lineage: Eukaryota; Metazoa; Arthropoda; Insecta; Lepidoptera; Pieridae.
UCCUACCACCACUAAAGUUGCUGUGGCCGUCGCAAGACGACUGAGAGAGGCUGGCUCUAGAAGUCGUCUUUGUUGAAUAAUUUUAUUUUAUAUCAAUUUGUUGAUUUCUAUAUCUUGUUGUUUUGUUGUUAAUACAAAAUGUUUAAAAUAUAUAUUAUAUUAUCGUUAUUUAUAUGCAAUGGGUACGGCUUGGAAAAUAUUGAUAAUUAUUUAAAAAUAUGUAACAGAAAUUCAUUGGAAGUUAACGAGUGUCUCAUAGAAGCAGUUCAUAAGGGAGUAAGGGACUUUGCUAAUGGAAAUAAAGAUUUGGGAGUGCCCCCAUUGGACCCUUUCCUUCAAAAGGAACUUAAAGUGGAAUAUAAGAAUAAUCAGAUUGAAGCAAAAAUGAACGCAUUUGAUAUUUAUGUGGCUGGCCUUAGUACAUCUACGGUACGAGAUGCAAGGCUAAAGGCGGAUGAAGAGUCUUUUCAUUUGGAAAUAGAUAUGUUUACGCCUGAAGUAUUUAUCAAAGGUAAAUACGAAGGAGGUGGCAGUUAUAACUCUCUUAAGAUUCUUGCUAAUGGAGAUUUCAAUAACACAAUGACUGAUCUUGUCUACACGUGGAAAUUGGACGGUAAACCUGAAGUUAUAGACGGUGUCACCUACAUAAAAAUUAAUUCCUUUUACAUGCGUCCUGAUGUCGGUUCCAUGAAGACUUACCUUUCUAAUGAAAACCCGGACAGCAAACCCUUAACUGAAUUGGGUAUGAGAAUUACAAACGAAAACUGGCGUCUUCUAUAUAAAGAAAUGUUACCAUUUGCUCAAAGUAACUGGAACAAAAUUGGGACACGUAUAGCUAAUAAAAUAUUUUUAAAAGUUCCUUACGAUACCCUAUUCCCUAAUAAAUCUUAGCUUAUGACAUUAUUAUAAUGAGUUGUUGUAAAUUAUUUAAUAAAUAUUUGAUUACCAAGAAGUGUCUAUUUUAUUUGAAUUGCUUAUGAGACGAUAAUAUUGCAUUUAUAUAAGAUUGAACUCAUAUGUAUUUUAG